UACGGCCUAUACAAACAAGCCACCGUUGGACCAUGUAACACAUCCAAACCGGGCAUAUUUAGUAUGAAUGCUCGUGCCAAAUGGAAUGCAUGGGCCGAGUUGGGUACAAUGAACAAGGAAACGGCAAUGCGAACGUAUGUAUCGAAAUUGGAUGAAAUCGAACCGGAUUGGAAUCAACAUGAUGCAUCGAAUACAAAAGCAAAAAAACCAACUUGGGUGUCAGUGUCAACGCCUGUGGUGGAAAGUGAUGACGAGCACAAAGGCGAUAAAUCAUUGAUUGACCACGUAAAAGAUGGGAAUGUUGAUGAGAUUUUGACAUUUUUCAGUGCAUCGAUAACGAUUGAACAACACGAUAAACCGAAAAAACUUCCCGUCAACGAGUACGAUGGCGAUGGAUUGGGCGCCAUACAUUGGGCAGCUGAUCGUGGUCAUCAUCAAAUUUUGGACAUUCUUCUUCAGAACGGAGCCAACGUUAAUCUCAUCGAUAAAGAUAGUGGACAGACGGCAUUGCAUUAUGCCAUCAGUUGCAGCCAUGUGGAAUGCAUUAAGAUUCUUUUGCAUCACGGAGCCAAUCCACACAUCACCGACUCAGAUGAUGUAACUUGCAUCGAUCUAGCAAACGAAUCAGACGAUCCAAAUAUUAUUGAUCUUUUGAAAACUUAAAAUAAAUGCACAACAUCUGAACAAUUUAGAAAAAUAUUCCAUUUUUAGUAAAUUGUCUUUACUGCUGAAUUUGUUUUCUUCUUCCACGAAGAUUUUUCCUCAUUCAUAAAAUGCGUUUCUAUUCACAUUGAACAAUUGAACGUUUCGAAAAAUUGAACGUUUCUUUCUUACUCUAUUUCCCCUUUUCGACGCAUUGACAGUACACUGACACGACGUUGAUUUUGACAGCAAAACACACCAAGCAGACACAAAAGCCAACAUUAUUACGUGUUUACACACAAUAUACAUAUUUUUUUCUUUCUCUCUCUCUCGUUUAUUUUUAUCGUUCUGUGUGUUUGACUUUCGAAAUCAAUCAAUUGCAACAAAUCAACGGUGAUUAUAGCAAUAAAAAUAGUUGAAAUAGUGGGAAAUGUCAUCGAUUUAAUGGCGUUUACACGGAAAAUUGCACAAAAUUCAGCAAAUUGUGUACGUAUUCCAUUUACAGUGCCCCCCAUAAAGUCGAUAUCAUUCGCCAGACUUUGACUUCUACGACUUAAAUUCUGUGCAGCGAUGUUCUUAUCUGGAAAAAAAGAAGAUAUUUUGUGAUUCUAACGAUAUAUAAAAUCCAAAACGAAACACAUAAUAAUGUUAUAAUUUGUCGUCGAAUGAAAAGAUGAGUAAAUUUUGGGCGGAGUUCUAGGCGAUUGUAAAUAAUUGAAUAAAUGUCAAUAAAUUAUAGAAAUUGUGUACGUGUAAAUGUGCAAAAAUUUUGAUUAAUCCAAUGCUUUAAAUAUGUUAUAUUUAAAUUGCGACAAAUGUUUUGUCUACAAAUCUGAGUGCCACAUAUAGAAUGUGGUUGGUAAACAACAUAAAAAUCAAGAACACACAGUAUUUUGCGUAUACUUUUUAACCAGUGUAAAUUAAAUAAAUUCCAAUAAUGAGUUGGUUCGAUGCGACCGGUACUAUAGCCAGUUUGGCAAAGAAUGCAUUAAAAGAAGCACAAAAAACCAUUGACAAAGCAUUAGAUAUUAAAGAAGACGAAGAUGAUGAUGCUAGUGAUUUGAAAUCGUCAAGUUCAACGUCAUCGUUGAGUGCAAAGUCAGCCGAAAAGUAUUCGCCCGAUUCAUCGGAAAAAAGUGAUAGUUUAAAAGUGAUGAAACCAUCGAUUAGUAAUCCAAUUAUGUCAACUGUUGCCACAGCGACGUCGGCCAGCAAUUUAUGGGGCUCGUUUACUGGAUCAUUUUUCGAUGCUGCCCAUGAAAACAAUGAGAGUGGCAAAUCAGCCGUGACAAUUGCACCGACCAGCCGAAGUGAAUCUCGAUUGAUUUCCAGCAAAGGUGACGAUAAAAAACAAAACACCAACAUAUCAGGUCGCACUAGUUCAGCAUCGGAAUCAGUUGAAUUGCUUAGCUCACCGAUGACACCAUCGUCAGGGUUGACAUCACCAUCUGGAAAUUAUCCACAGCCAUCGUCACUAUCACCGUCCAUAAUAACGCUGCAACAUUCCCAUAGAACCUCCGAUUCCAUCGAGGUGAUUAGAGAUGCGUCGUCAAGUGAAGCAAUGUCCCCCGACUCGGUAAUUUCAACGCCAGCUGUCAACACAUCGACCAGUUGCACGUCCAUUUCGGACAGUGUAGAAGUGAUCGAUGUGAGUGUAUCCGCAUUCAAUGUAACUUCACCCAGCACAGAUGAUUUAUCAUUGCGACAAUAUGACGAUGAAGAUGAAUCCCAGUCCUAUAAUACCGUAUCAGAAAGCACGGCUCCUGUUACGAUUUUAGAUCCAAGUGCAAUUUCACAGCAGAAAACCUUAAAUCGAAAUAGUUUAACGCUGACUCUGCCAACGCUUGUUGAACCAUCAUCAACCGAUGUAAAAGAGAAAUCAAUUGAAACUUCACAUUUGAAACCAUCGGGUUCGGUUAUUUUAGACAAAUCGUUUGAGGGUCUUGAUAUGCAGACCACAUUCUCCGAUUCGACGCAAAGUUUCGAAGAUGUUCAGCAGAUUCUAUUGGACGAAGCCGAUAAAGGUCAUUCGAAGCACACGAUAAGAGAUGAAGCACGGCUAUCGCCACAGAGCACUGACGAGAAAAAUCCAUUAGAAUCAAAGGCAACAAUGACAAGUGAUCACAAUUCCGGUCAUACAUCGGCAGAUGAAAUUGAAACGGCCACUUCUUCCGAUAUCGAAAUAAUCUCAGGCCCGAAUGGCGAUUCAAGCAGUCAUACAAGCAGCGUUGCUGGUAUGGUGAUUGCCUGCAAGUCAUCCAAACUACCAACUCAUUCGCAGUACGUUGUAUUCGGCAAUCCUGGCGGCAAAAAGAAAGGUCAUUAUCGUGAACUGAGCGAAGCUUCAACGUAUUCAUUGCAAAGCGAAAGCGGCAGUGACGGUUGUUCUCAUUCCGAGUAUGAAAAACUAGCGCAAAAAGUCACCGAACUCACCGAAGUGAUUGAAAAUCGUGAAUGUAAAUUGGUACAAUUGGGCCGUGAAAAUGCUCAGCUGCACGAGCAAAAUACCGAAUUCAAAAAUAAACUCGAUGCACUGCAAUUGCAAGUGGAUUCACAGGGCAUGAACACGGACGAUUACACCCAAAGAAUGUCAGCGCUCGAACGGAAAUUCCAGCAAACACUUCGCGAACGCGACACAUUACGCGUGGAAUUGAAAAAUGUUCAGGCGAAUUUUAGUAAAAGCAUUUCCAAAGAAGAUAUCGAUAAAAUUGUUCAAGAGAAAGACACAAUGAUCGAAGAGCUCAAGCUUGAGGGUUUAAAAUUAUCGAAACAAAUUCUGCAGCAUUCGACAAUUACGAAAAAAUUGCGAGCAAAAGAAAAGGAAACUGAUUUGCAAUUGAAAAAGCAGACGGAACAAAUCGAAGAAUUAACGCUUGAGUUGGAACGUGUAAAGAAAUCACUAUCGGCCAAAGAAGAGGUGGAAAAGACUCAAAUUCAGGCCAUUCAUAAAUUGACAUCGGAAAAGCAAAAGUUGAUCAAAGAAGUGGCUCAACUGAAAAGUGAUUUGGACGAUACGACUCAACGAUUGAACACCGUUCAAACGUCUUUCGAUGCUGCACGCAAAGAGUUAACCGAAAAACAGCAGGAGCAUUAUUCGCUAGAGAAGAAAGCAAAGAAUUUGGUCACACUACAAACGGAGCAGCAAACAUUGCAACAGCAAAAUCAACAGCUAACCACUGAGAUUGAAUCAUUGCGCGAAAAGAUGAAAUUGGAUGCCAUUCAACAGGCGGAUCAAUUGCAGAAAGUUCGACAAGAGAAUGCCGCGUUAGUGCGUCGAUUAGAAGAAAUUGAACAAAGAUCUGAAGACCAAGCGCACGCCGUUACUGAAGCAACAAUUCCACUUGUCAAGCAAUGCCAAAGCCUACAGGUAACUUUGAACACACGAACAUUAGCAUGGGAAAAACAGGAGACGAGUUUUCUCAAGAAAAUUGAAACUCUCGAAAAAAAAUUGGCAAAUGUAUCAAUUAAUGAACAAUCGGCCAAUGAGCAAAGCGAUCAACUGAAUGCACGCAUACACAACUUGGAAGAAUCAUUAUCGAAAGCAUUGUUGCGAAGUGAACAGUCGGCCGCUUCGCUGCAACAAAAACAAAUGGAACUGGAACUUGUGCAAAAUGAUUUCAAACAAAAACAAACAGCUAAUGAAGCGGAAAUUCAGUCGUAUCAAAACAAAAUCAAAGAGGUAGACGCAACAAUUGAACAAUUGCAUAAGGAAUUGAAAGAGAGCCAGGAGAAGGAACGACAGUAUUCAGCAGCGGUGGAAAAACCGAAAUUCAUACGGAAGAUAAGUUCGGUUGAAUUCGCCGAAAAUAGCGUGGAAUAUAGCAAUGAAAGUGAUCAAAGCGAUGAACAAGAAUUGAGUCGCAUUGUAAAUAACAGCUCACCGGUGUACAGUGUUGGAAAAAUUUCAGCCAAUGACUCGACUUGGCAAUUGGACGAUUUGGACUCAGUGUCAACGGUGGGAAUUCAGCAGCGCACACCAACCAAUUCAAUGUAUGGUUCGGUUCCUUUAGCAUUUUCCGGUGGUUCAGCACUCAUUGAAACUUUGCAAUCGAGUCUAAAGCAGCGAGAUGGUGAAAAUCAUCAGCUUCAAUGGGAAUUGUCACGGCUACAGUCGGAACGUAAUUUCUUGUUAUCUGAAGUAUCAUCGCUAACAUCGCAACUUGAAGGGAUCAAGGAUAAGCUAGCAACACAUGAUUCAGUUGUGAGUCAAUUCAACCAGCUGCAAGAGCAGUACGACGCCAUACUCCAAAUGUACGGUGAAAAAGUGGAAGAAACCGAAGAGUUGCAGUUGGACUUGCAAGAUGUUAAAGACAUGUACAGAUCGCAAAUCGAUGACUUGCUACUGCAGCAGCGCCAAUUACAACAAAAACUGUUUGAAGCGCAACAAAAAGCCAACGAUGCGAGCAAAUAAAAAAAAUCCACCAUGAAAUUGCAGAAUCGUUCAUAAAUUCUGCUUUAAUCCCAAUAUUCAAGUGAAAUUCCCGGUGCUAAAAGAGAAAAAUGAGAGAAAAAAAAAUCAGAAGAAUAAACCAUCGAACAUAGUUCGAUUUAGAAUGAACGCCGGCGGCGAUUCACAUUUUCCAACAUGUUAUUUUAGUUGUUUUUUUUCUACAUGUUCUUGUUCAUCGUUACAGAAGUAAAAAAAAAAUCGUAUUUAUUUAGAUCAUUGGAAAAUCCCAGUAAAUCAUUUAUUUUAGACGACAAGAAGAGAAAAGUGAAAUUAUUUGAUGCCAAUUUAAAAUAUGGAUGGCCAAGGAUAUGGUUUUUUUAUAUAUAUAACAAAUGGAUAUGACUUGCUUCACGAAAUCUUGUUAUUUAUGUGUAAUCGGAUGCAAGCAUGUAUAAAUCAAAUUUUAUGAAAAACAAAAA
Sitodiplosis mosellana (orange wheat blossom midge) is the source of this 5511-nucleotide messenger RNA. RefSeq names its product TATA element modulatory factor (gene Tmf). The record is from RefSeq and is a predicted model, not a curated record. Gene Ontology annotation, cellular component: endoplasmic reticulum; Golgi apparatus. The transcript has 4 exons. The coding region runs from base 1580 to 5053 and encodes 1157 amino acids. NCBI's taxonomy places the organism in Eukaryota, Metazoa, Arthropoda, Insecta, Diptera, Cecidomyiidae.